AUGGGAGGAGUAGAGACUCGAGAAUUCCCUGCUUUUGGUGAUGAACGAAGAGAUGAAGAAUCUAGAGAAACUAUCGAAGAAGCUUCGGUAGGAGCUACUGAAGAGGCUUCAAUAGUAAAAACAAACAAACUUCCCGCUCAUAUCAUGUCAAGCUACGUUGACGGACCAGAAAGUACUGAUUCUGAAUUUGACGAUGUGUUUGAUGCGUAUUUUGAUGAAUACUCGACAAGAAAUUCGGAGCUACUGAAAAUGAUUGAUGACUUGGAGACGAAACUAGGAUGUCAGAGGGUUGAGAACAGGGAGUUGAGCGUGGCUUUGGGUAUGCAGCAAAACUGCUCCAACCGGCUGCACGAACAACUCCGGGUUCAGCAGAGGCAGCAUGAAAACGCUAAGGCACACCAUAAGGCGGUGCUGGCGCGUUACGAUAGGAGAGUGGACGCACAGGAAGCGUCAAUUGCAAAGAAAAUUGAUGAAGUGGAAAGAUUGGUGCUGGAUCUUUAUAAGGCCAGGCGCAAUCUUCCAAUCAAACGAGGCUAUAAUGAACAGCCACAUAAUGUGGUCCUUCAUGACAUGGAAGAGGACGUCAUGAUGGCAAGCCUCUCUAGGAGAAGUGUUAAUAGCUCGUACAUUGAUGUACAAGGAGAUGGGCGAGCUACGCUCACUUUGUUGUUGUCCGAUGACACGCAUAUAAGCGGUGUCAUGGGGACAUCGGAUGGCCGACCCUUCAGUUUCAUUCGAGACUGCGAGGACAAUGUGUGGAAGGGCGAUCAUGAGGGCCUUUCCAUCGGAUUUGGUCAUCUAACGAUAACGAACACCUGCGGAAGAAUUCCACUGCUGGCUCGGUUCUCGGUCAUGCUGGAAAGGAGUCUAGAUAGGACUCGAAGUAUCCGCUUCAUCAACUUUGAUGAUACGGAAAGGAUUACAACGAUAAUGCAAGAAGGUCGGAGGGUAUUUAUGCAAAAUUAA
Molecule: messenger RNA, 966 nt
Organism: Cylicocyclus nassatus
Lineage: Eukaryota; Metazoa; Nematoda; Chromadorea; Rhabditida; Strongylidae
Source: the annotation of a GenBank genome assembly